Messenger RNA from Suillus clintonianus, 2396 nucleotides. Its product is annotated as common central domain of tyrosinase-domain-containing protein. Gene Ontology annotation, molecular function: oxidoreductase activity. Bases 250 to 2235 code for a protein of 661 amino acids. NCBI's taxonomy places the organism in Eukaryota, Fungi, Basidiomycota, Agaricomycetes, Boletales, Suillaceae. The transcript is spliced from 19 exons. The record is from RefSeq and is a predicted model, not a curated record.
CACCUUCGUCGGUGCAUCAGUUGCUGCCAGUGAUAGUUCGGAUAAAUCCACUCUAACACAUGAAUGGUGUACAUAGUACUCGAUUCUGACACUCCAACAGUCAGGUGUGCUGUUCAUUCAGCAUUAAAAAAACCACAUGAUGUGUCAACGAUUCCCGCAAGUCGACGUCGCCGAUAACGGCCCCAGCGUCUCAUGUUGACCGCUCUAAGUCGUACCCAACCUUUUUCUACUCUCUGAUCUACCCCAACCAUGAGCACUGCCGAAUACCACUAUCCUGUGAUUGGCCGCAAGGGCACUGGAUGUACAUUAGAUCGCUUACCUAUCGAGACCCUGCAAAAGGAUCAUCCUCACCAAUUUGCAUUGUUCAUCCUUGCCUAUACUGCAAUUCAGCAGCGCCCUGAUGCUCCCCAAGUUAUCGAAGAGCCUGCCGCCACCUUCACAGAAAUUGCCUCAAUUCACGGAAGGCCCUUCAUUGAAUGGGCUGGUGACCGCAACAAGGACACCUCAACUGACUUUGACGACGCUGACAGGACUACUGCCAGGUUCGGAGGUUAUUGCACCCAUGGUGCCGUUGUUUUUCCUACUUGGCACCGCCCAUAUGUCAUGCUUAUUGAGCAAUCCAUCGGAAAUAUCGCCGAACAAUUGGCCCACGAUAUCGAAGCUAAAAACCCGCGCGAAGGUGGAGUGUGGGUCAAUGCUGCCAAGGAACUGCGCUUUCCAUACUGGGACUGGGCCGGCAAGGAUGUACCCGAGAAUGGGCUUCCUCCUGUUCUGUACGAGGACAAAGUGGAAAUCGUGACCGCUGGAGGUCAAAAACAAACUGUUGAUAAUCCGCUCUCAUUUUUCUCGUUCGUCGAUGGGAUCCCACAAGACUUUGAUGACAAGACGGUCAGGUCAGGGCACGUGGCAUAUUUCUCCCAGUGGAAGAGGACGUACCGCUACGCUGCUAGUGUCGUGAACCCUGAAAGCAGCGACGUAGACGCGAUGCAACAGGCGUUCAAAGCCGGGGCAGCAGAUGUAAGAAGCAAAGUUGCUCAACUCUUUACAGUCAAUGAUGACGAAGAUCCUGCGUUGGCCUGGGACGAAUUUUCUAACCAUACUCCGGAGUCAAAAAACUCCGUCUUCAACACUGGAUCACUUGAAGGCGUGCAUGACGUUGUUCAUGGAUUAUUUGGUGGAACCGGACACAUCGGUGACUCAGACUACGCCGGUUUCGAUCCUAUCUUCUACCUUCACCAUGCGAAUGUGGACAGAAUAUUGGCUCUUUGGGAGUGGUGCUACUCCGAGUACUGGAUGGAAAACGGGUAUACACUCGACGGGAAAUUAAUCCCUUGGACAAUAAAUCUCGGUACAUAUGCGAAGCCCCUCAACGCACAGCUCCUUCCAGAUGGGCCACUCCAACCAUGGCGAACGGAACAAGGGGUCUACUGGACUACUAAUCAAGCUCGAUUUUUGCAUGCAGACGCCUACCCCAAGUAUUAUUCGUAUCCCGAGUUCUCGGGCAUUAAAGUUGAUAGAGCUGCUACGUCACCCAACGAGCGUGCCUUGGGGCGCAAGAAGGUUGCAGCGUACUACGGGUUUGAUCCACAAGCUACCGCACAGCAGGUGUCGGCUCCCGCUUGGACGCAACUUCCUGUUCCAGACAAGGACCAUCCUGCUGUGCCAGAUGGCCAUACUGUUGUUCCUGGGUACCGCACAUUUGUCGUGGUUGUGAAACUUCUGGAGCAUGCCUUCAACGGCACCUAUUCAUUCCAGCUCUACCACAAAGGAAAUAGUGUUUCGGCUCCGCAGCUCAUAGGCACCGUCACAUCCUUUGCACGGCCAGACACUUCCGCUUGUAAAGCGUGUGAUAACCGUCGUGCGGCGGGAAGCGUCAUUCGCGGCAUCAUUCCAAUUCCUCCCGCAUUGAUCGAAAGUAUCAUGAAAGCGAACGGGGAUGGCACAUCGGCGGCUUCGUUUGACCAGACGCUCGCUCACAUCAAGGGGGAGCUCAUCGGAAAGAUUGUGGAUGCUUCUGGCGCUGAGCUUGCCGGGGCUAUCGGAGGCCUGGACGCCCCCCAGGUCCCAAGCCAUAAAACCACUUCUGCAAACGUUACUCCCGUUGAAAUUUCUUUGAUAUCGACUGCUGUUGCUGAACACGGAGACAAGAGUCGUCCUGUUUACAUGUUGGACUCGCAGCACCACGAUAGUGUCUUCAGCAGUGGGUGGCACGCGACUCACCGGGAUGCGGCGUGAUGCAGUAUGGUGUCCCCUUUGUGUCUUUUCCGCAAAUAAGUGAAGCUGUGAGGGAAUGCCAGAGGUUGGCGAAUGGCAAAUAUGCUUCUACGUCUUGUGCCAAUGUCUUGUACCAACGCUUUGUAACAAUCUGUCGAGCCAUAUGAUUUGUAUGAAAUUGU